CGCCAAACCUCUACACGCCACAGUCAAACCUUCAGUCGCCAUUCCUCAACGGCCAGCAGCAAUUUCAGGGACAGCAAGGAUCAGGUGACGCGCCCGGUUACUAUCCGCCGAGCCAGAGCCCUAGAAGUCAAAGUAGUGCUGCAGGACCUUACUACUCAACUGAAAAGCCCGAUUCUAUGGCAGCGGCAGCGACCAUGCAGCGGCCGUAUCCCCCAAUAUAUACGCCGCAAUCGAAUUCACCGGCGUCGGUAGCCUCGCCUCAGUCUCACGAUCAUGGCAGGCCCAUGUACGGGCAACCGGGUCCUCAGCUGGGCCAGCCUCUAUAUGGCUACCCGCAAUAUCAAUCCCUGAGUCAAGUACACCAACCUCCAUACGGAGGCCACCAUGCGCAAGCUCAACAGCACCAAAUGAGCUCUCAGCCGAUGCUGUAUCAGACUACGUCAUCCCAGAUCACCCAGGGACAGGUUGCUCCUCACCAUUCCGCAAUUGCGAGCAGUCCCAGGCUCAAAACUGAGUCGGCUCAAUCAUACCAGCAGACUCCCCAGGCGCGAGCAGGAAUCCUCCCGCAACAGCAGCCGCCGCAACAUACUCCUACCACACCUCAGACUCCCGUUCUCCCACAAUCUCAGCAACAACAGCAGCAGCAACAGACGCCAUCAAACAUGCCCCCCAACUCAAAUGCUGCCCCCGGUCCGAUUCCUGCCACAACUCCAUUAGUCGUUCGACAGGAUAACAAUGGCGUCCAAUGGAUCUCAUUCGAAUAUUCCCGCGAUCGGGUCAAAAUGGAGUACACAAUACGGUGCGACGUCGAGUCGGUGGAUGCAAAUGCCUUGUCGCAGGAAUUCAAGUCGGAAAACUGCGUGUAUCCACGGGCGUGUGUGCCAAAAGAACAGUACAAGGGCAAUCGACUUGCCUACGAGACUGACUGCAAUCAAGUUGGCUGGGCUUUGGCAGAGUUGAAUCCGUGUCUUCGAGGGAAGCGUGGUUUGAUCCAGAGAGCUGUCGAUAGUUGGAGAAACAGCAAUCAAGAUCCGCGAUUGAGGAGCCGUCGUGUCAGGCGUCAAGCUAAAAUGACCAACAGAUCGAAAAUGACACCUACGGCUGCAAGCCAGCCGCCUGGACCACCUGGACCUGUACAAACGGGUGUGCCGACAGGGCUUCCUGGUCCAAACUCUAUGCCAGCUCCGAGCACUAGACCCCCCGGAGGACUGCCUAGUGCCCCGAACCAAAUACUGCAUCACCACCCGGAUGUGUCCCCUGCGGCACACAGCAAUGUUGGAGCUUCACCUUACAACACCACUCCCCAAGGAUAUCGUCAGGACUCUGCCAGUCAACAUAUGCCUAGCCCCAACGACAUCCGUCAGAGCCACGUUUUCCCGGGCUACGCAAACUAUCCGCAGGCAGCUACUUCGAUGGCACCAUCGAUGGCACCACCUAUGCAAGGAGGACUGCAUCACCUUGGACGCCCGGGCGGGACAGCUGCAAUGGCUACCAAAGAACUGGAUGGUAAGAAUGAGGAAGACAACGCAUUGUUCGGCGACUUACCGGAAAGCAAAAGACGCAAAUUUAUCCUCGUGGAGGACACUCAAAAGAAUGCCCGAGUACGGGUCAAGGUUACUCUAGACCAAAUCGAAAUGAGCGAGAUCCCCGAUUCCUACCGCAAACAGAAUUCUGUCUUCCCACGCGCAUAUUUUCCGAUUCAGAUGCAGACCGCGCCCGAGGCGAGCCGAGGUGACCGCUUUGUUGAGGAAGGAGAAGAGGUGGACGGAGGGCCGCCUACACUCGGGAAGACCGCGGUCUCGGUGCAAACCACUGACGGCGAGGCGGAAGUUGAUGUUCCUCAAAUUUCAAGAAGCAAGCGUGGCCGGGAGCAGAAGCUGAACGAGUUGGGACAUCGCAUGGCAUGGGGUCAAGGUCGCGUGUUUUCAGGGCGACCUAUCUUUCUCGCUCGUGCCUUGGACGCCUAUCGCAGCAAACAACGAAAUGCCCUGCUUGCAGCAGGCUCGGAUGCAUCGAGCAUUCCAGCCCACCUCGAAAGCCGACCAGGAAAGCGAAAGUGGCUUGAGAGGACAAAGGCUGUCACUCAACCCAUGACGCCUCCAACCACUGCUUCCGAAUGAACGAGUAUGCGUCAUGCCAAUGCACACAAAUUUGUCGCCUCUUCGAAUUCAUCCUUUUCUACGAUACCCCUA
This is a messenger RNA of Exophiala viscosa, 2192 nucleotides long. RefSeq lists its product as uncharacterized. The coding region runs from base 177 to 2120 and encodes 647 amino acids. The record is from RefSeq and is a predicted model, not a curated record. Lineage: Eukaryota; Fungi; Ascomycota; Eurotiomycetes; Chaetothyriales; Herpotrichiellaceae. The transcript is spliced from 4 exons.